AUUAGUUAAAUCAAAAGGCACCAUACCCUACUAAGAAAAAAAAUUAGGUAUACGAAUUUGUCUAAUUUUGUUCUUUAAAACUUCAAAUUUGAGGGUUUAUUUUAACGGUUUCGUAUGGUACUGAUGCUUUUUAGAAUGGAGCAUUUGGAUGAUCUUUGCAACAUAGGAGAUGGAAGAGGUAAUAACGGUGCUUCCUGUGCUCCGUCAACUUCGACGGCGGCGAGCUCUGCCUACAAGUUAUUCGGCCGUCAAACCUCUUUCCACCAGAUGAUGGGCGGCGGUAAAGCUGCUGACGUUAUAUUGUGGAGGCGGAGGCGUGUGUCUUUUGGCAUAAUAGUUGCUGCUACAGUCGCAUGGCUCAUCUUUGAGUAUUCCGAGUUACCUUUCUUAUCAGUUUCAUCUGAUGUUUUACUGAUUCUGAUUGUUCUGCUCUUUCUCCGUGCGAACUAUGCCGCCUUCAGGAAGAAACAACUCCCAGCAUUACCAGAACUAGUCUUGUCAGAAGAAAUGGUUAAUAAUGCUGCAGCAUCAUUUCGGGUCAAAAUUAAUUAUAUGCUUCUCAUGGCUCAUGAUAUCACUCUUGGCAAAGAUUUCAAACUCUUCUUCAAGGUAGUUGUUAUUCUCUGGCUUCUAUCUGUCAUAGGAAGCGUAUUAUCUUUCUUCACACUUGCAUAUAUUGAGCUCCAGGGAAGGUAUGCUCUUUCACUUGACUAGCAGUAAAAAGGGAGAUUCUCAGAGCGGAAAACCCAAGAAGAAGUGACAUGUGAAUUUGUGCUACAUGUGCAAAGACUAGGGAAAAUAACUUUAGUAUUUGCUAUUAAACGGUCAGAUCGUAGGCUAGUUAUGAUAGAUUUUGCUGAAACUUUUCAGAAUAUUGUUGUCAAUGGAACCCGUAGUUAUGAAUGUGUUGUUCAAUUAGGCAUUCAGAACUGUUAGGCCACUUGCAGACACCUUGGUUCGGAUAUCUUAAGGUAGAGAUAAGUUUGAUUUCUGUUGAGGCUUAGAUUAUAUCAUAGCUGCUAAAUGCUAAGAAGAUCUCAGGAUUGCACGAAUAAAUCUUGAAGUUUUUUAUGCACUUAUCUGCCUCCCUAUGAAACCUUUGAAUAUCCUUUAAAUGGGGUGAGAAGUAACGAAAUGGAAUUGUAUAUGCUUAAAAAGCAAUGCAUUUCUUUGUCGAAUGAUUUCACUACACUAUUCAGCUAUUUUUACUGGUUUCAUGCCCAUCCUUACUUGUUGAUCCACUGUAAGAAAAUCUGAAGAUCCAAUCCAGAUGAUAUUAUCACAUCCUUAUUGUUCAUCCACUGUGAGCAAUUCUGAUGACCCCAUGUAGAUGAUAUAGUACCACUACAAUAAGCGUCCUAUCUGUUGGUCGGUCCCAUUUCUGCAAAGAAUGUUUUCAUUGCAUUAGUUUGUUUCACAUCAUAUUUCUCAAAGUUCAACAACAAUUUGCAUUUUUUAACUGUGUUUUUCUACACCAUGGUCAGUUUGCAAUUCUGAUGCGGUGUCUAUGUUUUUGCCUUCCCA
This is a messenger RNA of Lycium barbarum (goji berry), 1524 nucleotides long. Its product is annotated as reticulon-like protein B16. NCBI's taxonomy places the organism in Eukaryota, Viridiplantae, Streptophyta, Magnoliopsida, Solanales, Solanaceae. Bases 115 to 714 code for a protein of 199 amino acids. The record is from RefSeq and is a predicted model, not a curated record. The transcript is spliced from 5 exons.